Molecule: messenger RNA, 444 nt
Organism: Symbiodinium necroappetens
Lineage: Eukaryota; Dinophyceae; Suessiales; Symbiodiniaceae
Source: the annotation of a GenBank genome assembly
AUGACCGUCACCCACGUCAACCUCGGAGACAACGCGAUCGGGGACGAGGGCGCCAAGGCGCUCGCAGAUGCUCUGAAAUCAAACAAGACCGUCACCAAGAUCGACCUCAAUACAAACAGGAUCGGGGACGAGGGUGCCAAGGGGCUCGCAGAUGCUCUGAAAUCAAACAUGACCGUCACCCACGUCAACCUCGGAGACAACCCGAUCGGGGACGAGGGUGCCAAGGCCAGGCGGUGCCCGCGGGGUCUUCGCAGCUUGCAGUUUCGACCCCGCUUGUCCCUAAGAGGCGCUCGCAGAUGCUCUGAAAUCAAACAAGACCGUCACCAAGAUCGACCUCUAUGGCAACAAGAUCCUCUAUGGCUACAAGAUCGGAGACCAGGGCGCCAAGGCGCUUGCAGAUGCUCUGAAAUCAAACAAGACCGUCACCAAGAUCGACCUCAAUAA